AUGCAUUGUGUGCCAUUCGGUAUUUGCUGGCAAUUUUUUAAAUUAUGGUUUGAUUCGAGAUAUUACGAAAAAGAUUUUUAUCUUGGAACUACAGUUGAUGAAAUUGAUGAAUUGCUUCUUUCGUUUAGGCCAUCAAUGAACGUUUCAAGAACACCUCGAAGAAUUUCAGAUCAAGCUCACUUCAAAGCCCAUGAACUUGUAAUAUGGUUGUUGUCUUACAGUUUGGCGGUGCUAAACAAGUUUUUGCCUAGUAAAUAUGUGUAUCACUGGAGUUUAUUGGUCGAAGCAAUUUCACUUCUACUGAAAACAUAA
Cotesia congregata is the source of this 312-nucleotide messenger RNA. NCBI's taxonomy places the organism in Eukaryota, Metazoa, Arthropoda, Insecta, Hymenoptera, Braconidae. The record is from the annotation of a GenBank genome assembly.